GGAAUAUAAGAGAGGACUGCUUGGUGAGUGUCUGAGCUUCUCCACCACCGACCGCCCUUGCAUUUUCCACUAUGCCUCGUUCGUUUCGAAAGUUUCAUUAAUGGAGGAACCAGAACAUGGCCAGCAUGAGCCUACGCUUUCUUCUUCUGCUGCUGCAACCUCCGCCGAUAGUCCAUCUUCUUCUUCACCGUCUACGUCACGGGUUCAAGAAGAAGAAGAAGAAGAAGAAGAGGGAGUAGAAAAUGAACGACACGAGAAUGGAGACAAUAGUCUCCGCCGCCAUCUCCAUUACCACCGCCAUCAUAUCCUUCUUAACCAUCACCGACAACAGCAACAGCAGUCUUCUAAUUUUCCCUAUCGUAUGAACAUAUCGAUAUCUGAUGUACCGUCGACUGAGAUGAGAGAUGAUGUGUGGUCUUGCCUCGUUGUGCUCGUCACGUUUUGGUUCUUCGCAGCAUCCGUGACUCUGAUUCUUGGUUUUUUCGGAUCUGUAACUACACCAUUGGGACCAAAUUGCUCACGCCUAAUACAAAGUAACCCAUUCUUUGUGCAGUCUAUUAAGGCGGAGGAAGUCGAUGAGCCAAAACCUGGGACAAUGUUAUAUGGGUUUUAUAAACCUCCUCCCCUGGACGUUGAGAUCGGUUGGACUGAAACACAUAAUGCAUUUGUACCAGCCAAUUUCCACAAGGAGUGGAUAUACUUCCUAAACAAAGGAUCUAGAGUGGAUAUCUUAUACAAUGUAAAAUCAACAAGUCCCUCGCCUUUAUCCCUUGUGAUUGCCCAAGGUAGAGAAAGCCUCAUUGAGUGGAUAGAGGACCCAUCAUAUCCUAAUACAACUCUAUCUUGGAAUAUUAUUUCUGGAAGUGGUAAGAUCCAACAGAAAAUUUCGAAGCCCUCCAAUUACUACAUUGCAGUUGGGAACUUGCACUCCGAGGAGGUCGAGGUAGAGUUGCAGUUGUCCAUAAAUGCUUUAGUCUAUAAUACAACUCAGGCAUAUUACAAGUGCUCCCUGGGUAACUAUAUAUGUAGUUUGAAGCUUUUUCUUCUUGGAAGAAAUGUUGCCGUCUUAACUUCUCCACAUCCUAUGGAGGGUACUGAUGAUGGAUGGUAUGUCAAACUGUCUUUUGGACCACGGUGGAUCACAUAUUUUCUUGGAUCAGGUAUAAUGACCAUCCUGAUCUUAUCCGCCGUCAAACUCUCCAACAUGUUCCAAGCCACAGAUGAAAACCCAACGGGAUUUCAAGCAGGGGAGCUGGGAACUGAACGAGCCCCAUUGCUCAUGCACAAAGAUGACGAUAUUUCAAGUUGGGGUUCCUCUUAUGAUUCUGUUUCACAAAAUGAUGAGGAUCCUGAGGCACAGCUUGCAGUCAAUGGUAUUGAGGGACAGCAAAUAACAGAAGGGGAAAGUGUCAAUAAUCCCCGGCAUCUUUGUGUCAUUUGCUUUGAUGCCCCUAGAGACUGCUUCUUUCUUCCAUGUGGGCACUGUGCUGCCUGUUUUACAUGCGGAACAAGGAUUGCAGAAGAGGCAGGAACUUGUCCCAUAUGCCGAAGGAAGAUGAAGAAAGUGAGGAAGAUUUUUUCAGUUUGAACUAUGUGCAAGAGUAAGUAUUUUGGAGGGGCUAUCUGGUAGUGCAAUUAUUAUUGGUCCCCUGUAGAAUAUUUUUCACCCUCGACUCGGAUGGAUUUCACGUGCACUUGUAGAAAGCAACGUUAAAUUAGGCUUGUGUUGAAAGCAAAAAAAAAAAAGAAAAGGGUCUCAGUAGAGGUUGGCUAAAGAAUACUUUGUAUUCACUGUCAUCUCAAUGCGACCUCUUUUUUAAAAAGGUAUAAAUUACUCCCCUUAACUUUCA
This is a messenger RNA of Juglans regia (Persian walnut), 1850 nucleotides long. Its product is annotated as E3 ubiquitin-protein ligase APD2-like. The record is from RefSeq and is a predicted model, not a curated record. Lineage: Eukaryota; Viridiplantae; Streptophyta; Magnoliopsida; Fagales; Juglandaceae. The transcript has 11 exons. Bases 101 to 1588 code for a protein of 495 amino acids.